This is a messenger RNA of Drosophila ficusphila, 1752 nucleotides long. RefSeq lists its product as uncharacterized. The coding region runs from base 147 to 491 and encodes 114 amino acids. Lineage: Eukaryota; Metazoa; Arthropoda; Insecta; Diptera; Drosophilidae. The record is from RefSeq and is a predicted model, not a curated record. The transcript is spliced from 4 exons.
UUCAACUGUUGGGUUAAGGUUGCAGUAUUUAUUUCACGUGCAAGUCUGGCAACCCCGGAAAUCAGCUGUAUUUUUGUUUACGAUUUACCUCGUUUUUACAUAACAAAAUUUGAGAUCUCAACCAAUAUUGACUGCUUACUGGACAAAUGGCGCUAUUUGAGCUAAAAUGGCUACGUCGGUGGGUUCGACGCAACACGAAUCCUAUUCCGGAACAUCGGGCGGAGAUGUGGAAAAGGCGUUUGAGCAUCGGGUACGCCAUUCUGGCCUGGCAAGCUUUCGGUCUUGUUUGCUACAUGGUCUACACGGGAAGGAACGAUUGGGCCAAGUACUACGGCUACAAAACAGAGGAGGAACUGGCUCUUUCUCCGGCGCAGCAGUUCGCCAAACAUCUGAAGGUUGAGGGAACCGGUAAAAUCAUCCGAUUCUCGGGUUUCCACAAAGUGGAGGAGGUCCCCUUUGACGCCAGCGAGGUGGAACGGGUCAAGGAGUAACUGGUGGGGCAGUCCUGACUAGUUUUAUUGUAACAUCCUUUUUUUACUAAGCGUGGAACUGGGAUUUACUGCUAUGCUUUCGUAUACCUAGUUUUCAAAUCCUUGCAAAAUAAUAAAAAUGUGUUUUUUUUUUUUAAAUAAAUUUGGUUUAAUUCUGUUGUGCCGGAUUUUAGGUAUAUACCAACUGCGUAAUUCAGUAUUUUCCUAUCUUCCCCGCUGCGGCAUGUCUUGGCGCUCUAGCAACGGUCACACCAAGUGCAGCGAAUGAAAAAAAAAAACAACAAAAAACCAGCGACGCGUUGCCCGCGGACGAGCGGAUUGGCGAUAACAACAAUAACAGAACGUAGCAUAUUGAAUUGCGGUACUAACGGUGGUCGCGCUGUAGCCCCAUAAUUCUCCUGGCAGUCAUAUUUCCUCGAGCUGCAAUUCCAAUCGGAGAUUCAGUGACUUCUAUAAAUAAAACAACAACUCGAAGCGCUGAGCAGCGCAGUUGCAGCCAAUAAGCAGCAUCCAGUGCAAAGUCGUAUUUUUAUUAAUUGUAACAGAAAAACAACAAGAACAAAAAGAAACUAAAUGAAUAUUAAUUGCCCAUCAAGUGGAGGUCAUUGGCGUUCUCGCUCUCUCCCUGCCUGCUUUCGUAUAGUGCCGCUUGCCUCUCUCUUCUAACUGCACUCGCUGUCUGCAAAAUAACGGGACUAACGGCAAGCCAGAAGCAACACCGAAAACAACAACAACAAUUGGCAUUUGCAGAUGGCGGCUGCUUCGUCUAAUUGGAAUUUGUACAAAAACAAAAACCGAAGAAAAAUCAUAGCGAAACAAAAAGAGCCGCAAAUAAUUGCUAAUUAGUUGCAUUUUUUCCAUUGUUGCAAGGCUUCGCUUACGAAUUUCUAAUCAACUAAAAGUCAAAGGUGCAAGUGCUUCACAACACAAACAUACAUAAACAGUGGAGACGGCAACCGAAUAACUCAACAACAAAAUCAGCAAAAAAGGACAAAGGAGAUAAAUAGUCUAGGCGAAGAACCGUUUGAUUGAUUGCCGUGCCUCCUUCUUUCCUCUUUCUACUUUCAUUCUCCUCGGCGCUUCUUCUUUAUAUUCCCCGUGGGACGAAGGAGGACAGGGCACCUCCAGCUCGAAUUCUUCCAAUUCGUCGCACAAGCAGCAGCAGCAGUCCUCCAACAACAACCGCCAAAAGUCCCAGUCGAGCACUUCAUUAAAUACCGCCCACGAGCAGCAGCAACAACAGCAACAGCAGCAGCAACCG